Molecule: messenger RNA, 4663 nt
Organism: Porites evermanni
Lineage: Eukaryota; Metazoa; Cnidaria; Anthozoa; Scleractinia; Poritidae
Source: the annotation of a GenBank genome assembly
GCAAACAUCAGCGAACUUCAGCUGGCUUCGAUCUGAUGCAAAGUUCUGAAGAUGUUGUACAACUUUCUAUUCUUCUACGGCUCUAACAAGGGAUGAUGAUCACUUUUGCAAUGCAUUCUUCAUACGAACGUUCCACAUUCUGGUGACAAUGAAUCGCAUUUUCCAUGCUUAGGUGUAAUGAUCACGAAUUAAAAGAGAAAGUUCCAAGGAAUCAAAAUGGCUUCCAAUGAUUCGGAAGAAUCGGAACAACUGGUUGAAAAUGAGAUCGUGGAAACAUGGAAAAGGUCGGAUUAGUUCUCAAGAAACUUCUAAACUUGAAUUAUUUGCAAGCAUUUUAAUAUGAAACCAGUUAAUUUUUAUUUCUAGAAGUAAACCGGAUUCAAUCGAUAAAUAAUUGAUAGCAAUCGGUAUAUUUUAAUCGAUGCCAAUUACUCGAUUUAUUGGAAAAUUUUGUUAGUUGUUUUGCUGUUGGAUCGGUUCUUAACAAAGCAACAACUCUUAAAGUGAUCUCACAGUCACCCACGGUAUGUGAUAUCAAUGACAAGUGAUAGCAUAGAUUGGGUCUUUCUGCAGGUACCCUCAUCCCAAAAGAAACAAUGGAACCAAACAAUAUUAGUUGUUAUAUUAGAUUAAUUGGAAAAUUUGGUAGUUGUUUUGCUGUUGGAUGGGUUCUUAACAUAGAAAAACUCUUAUAGUGAUCUCAUUGUCACCUGCAGUAUGCGAUAUCGAUGACAACUAAUGGCAAUUGAUUGGGUCUUUCUGCAUUUACCGUCAUCACAAAAGAAACUCAAAGGAACCAAACAAUAGAGUUCUUCUGGAGGCUUCAUUGUUUGGUUGUAUUGUUUCUUUUGUUGUUUCUAAUCGGUGCCUAGUUGCCUAUAGAAGGAAAAAUUAAUUUAUUUGUGACUUGAUCAUCAAUACCUAUAGCAAUCCAAAUCUGUUAACUAAGGCCCGGUUCAGAUGCUGAUCAACCUUUCAUGAGCUGAACCUAAUUCGAAUUAAGCCCGAACCAAACUAUUUAGACCACCUGAAUUGAUUCAGAUGCUGAUCUUUAUUCCAGCUGAACUAAAUUCAAAAGGAGAAAAAUGCUCAUUAUGUUCAAACUGCUUGCAAAAUACAUUAUCAUAAUUUAUGCAUUAGAUUAGGUACAUGAAAAGUUCACCUUCUGAAUCGAAGCCAUUCCAAAGUCGAUCCAUAGUCGAAGUUCCCUGCUGGGCUAGGCAGGAAGAACGGCUGAACCAUUCCAAGUUGAAAUAGGCAUUCCUAUUUGAUUCAGACACCUAACUUUUCAUGAACCUAAUUUAAUGUACUGUAUUAGGUUUGGCUCACGAAAAGUUCGGCAUCUAUUCAUUGAUUGAAUCCCAAUCAAUGAUUUUCAUCAAUUGACCAGGCUGGGUGCAUAUUAUUCAGAAUUAUCAGCCCCACCUUAUUUUUAGGGGAAACUGAAGCCUGCAGAGCCAAGAAAAAAAACGAUAUUUUCGAGGCUGGCCUCCCUUUUGUCUUAGGGUUUUCAUGGGGUGGAUGAGCGGGCUCCUCCUACUUGAAAAACUGAAUCCACCACUCCAUUUUUUAGGGAACAAAUUGAACUAAAGAAGAAGCUUGUGACAGAUGACUGCAUUAACUGGGGAGUUUCAAGUGAUGAGCCUUUCAGUGAAUUGAAUCUGAUUGCUGGAGUGGAUAUUUCUUUUCCUAAGGGAGAUGCUGAUCAUGCUUGUGCGUGCUUAAUUGUGCUUAGUUUUCCUGACUUAAAGGUACAGUAGUGUAUCCUAGAAGUUCUUUCAUUACCUGAUUCUCAAUGAAUUUUUACAAAUUUUUAAACCUGCCCAAGUAAAAGAGAGUCAAGUUUUUGGCUGGAAAAUAUAGUGCAGUUCAGGCAGAGUUGGAUACCCUAGAUUACCUAGGAGCUGAUCCUACAAUGACAUGAGUGGCACUGUUCCCAUAUCCCAGUGAGAUGCUCGGCAAGAUCCCAUGCUGAAAGAAUCUUGCCUAUUCCCCCGUGCAGUGAUAAAAUAAUUUUAUCAAUUAUUGGUUUUGAAAUCUUACCAACUAUGAAUAUCCUUACCAAUUUAUUAUAGUUGUUGUUGGUGUUGUUCUUGGUAUUAAGUCAUAAUAAUUAGUUAGUGAAAUUGGUCCAUUUUCCAUCUUACUUUGGGAUGACCCUUUCAAUGUAGAAUCUACCCUUUUCUAGUAACUUAGUCAUAUUCUUGUCCCUAUUGCUUCUGUUGUACUACAUUUUGAAUUUAAACCUGGGGCCAAAGUAAUAACCCUUAAACUAGUGGAGUAUUGUGCAAAGCAAUUAUGUAGAUUUUAAUGAUAUUGUUUUUCAGGCUAACGCCAUAAAUUUUGCAGUAUGUAGUUCAGUAAAAUUGUGUACUUCAUUGCAGAGGAUCUUGCUGAUAAAGAUGUUUAAAUAUUCUUUAAUAAUUCAGGUUGUAUAUGAGGAUCUAACCAUGGUGCACCUUUCAUCACCUUAUGUUCCAGAAUAUCUGGCUUUCAGAGAAGUUGAAUUCCUUGUUAAUUGUGUCUCCAGACUGCUGAAGAGUAAACCAGAACUGGUUCCUCAGGUCAUUUUAGUUGAUGGAAAUGGAAUGUUACAUCCAAGAGGUUUGAUUAUUAUUUCUUGAAAAAGUGGUGUUGAAACUUCCAAUUAUGCCAAGUGAAGGUGUGCUUAUCCCAAGUCUGUUCAAGAGAAUUAAUAAAUCUAUGACUUUAACUACAUCACCUGUAUCAUAACCAUAGUUAACGAGGCCUUGUAAGGGUAAAAUUCUGACAAGUGAUAUGGCCUUGAAAAAGUGAUAUAAGACUAGACGAAAAGGCAACAAACAACAUAAAGAUGGGUUAAAUACUGACAGGGGCAUGGCUUACUCGUCAAAACUUAUUGGAAAUUCAGACUAUUGGUAUAUCCCCCCCCACCCCCGUAAAGUCAAGAGGGCCUCGUUAAUAGGACAACCUUAUCGAAUUCUCUCUUGAGGACUUGAGAGGGCUUAAAAAACCAAUCCUUGUUGGACAACAUGUUCUGUUAUACUGCAAAUUAGGAAGUCCCUUGACAGAGUGAGCUUGUGUCAAGGAGUUCAUCCCAGUACUUUCAAUAACGACAGACUGACAGUAACUGUGACUCAGGCUUAUUGAAUAAGCCAGUCAUUUAAGGCCAGUCAUUUAAGGCCCAUCUUUGUUUGUGGAACUUCAUAAUACUCUGUUACAUUUUGUUUAGAAGAUUAAUAUUGUAAUGACCACUUUCCUGGUCACAGCCACCCAAUCCACCACUAGUAGCCAGUUAUUGAAAAGUUAUAAUUGAAACCGCUGCAGUUUUCGAGUAUAUUAUAUUGAAAGGCCUGUUUCAACUCCAUAGUUUUCCAACUAGCGCAUUGUUGGUAGUAUGAUUUACUUGUUUAUGUUGGUUAUGACUAGGGUUUGGAAUUGCUUGUCACCUGGGGGUACUGACAGGCAUCCCUACAGUAGGUGUGGCCAAGACUCUUUUCCAUGUUGAUGGGAUUCAGCGAGACUCCCAACAUGCUGACCAGGUCAGGACUAGUGAAUGUGUUACAGGACAAAAUUAAAUUUAGGUUUAUAAAGAUUUGGUUUAAAAAAGUCAUUGGUUUAUUAAACAAUUUUCUCUGGGGUGACCAGUUAAUGCUGAAAUUUGUUUUUUCUCAUGUUGUCAAUAAAUUAUUGGAAGUAAUCAUUGGUUUGCUUCCUUUAUCAACAGAUCAAAAACCUUCUCAAAACUAGCGGAGAUAGCUUUCCUCUUCAAGGCUCUUCUGGUACAAUAUGGGGCAAGGUAAAUUUCUUUAGCUUCAUUUUGCAAUAAAUUAUAUGGAAGAAGUGUGGAAAAUAAGGCCAUGCAUAAGUUAUUGAUUUUUCUUUUAGAAAACCACAAGGUUAACUGUGGGAUAAUUCAGCAUAUUUUGAUUUCAUUUUAGGCUCUAAGGAGUACUCACAGAUCAUGUAACCCUAUCUAUGUGUCGGUUGGGCAUAAGAUAGGCCUGGAAACAGCUGUUAGACUGACACAUGCCUGCUGUCAAUACAGAAUUCCAGAACCAAUCAGACAAGUAAGAAUUGUGUAAUUGAAAAUACUGGAACUAACUGUCAUACAUUUUACUUAUGUAAGAAAGAAGCAAUGUUUGUGGAAGUGGGAAAAUGAUUUUCUGGCCAGAUCGUCAGCUUCAGGACACUGUAUCAGAGAUAAAGGGGGUGGGUGGGGGGGAAUAUGUCAGUUUAUUAGCUGGCAAAAAGUGAGGAAAAUAAUAAUUUAUUAGUAGUAUGUGAAGGCAAAAAUUUAUUCCCUUCAUUUCUGUAUUACGCAAAUAUAUUGCUGCACAAACUUGCUAAGGGAUAUGUAGAAUACACCAAGUAUCCUUAAUUGCUGUUAAGGAUAGGAAAAUUUUGUCUACCACAAUCAUUUUUUGUCUUUCAGGCAGAUAUCAGGUCACGAGAGUACCUCAGACAGCAUUACAUGGAAGAAUUAAAAAGCUGUUCAUGUAAAAAACACACUACUAUUAACAGUGAAAUCUCAACAGUGGAAAAAGAUCAGCAGGGAAAUGGUGAAAGUCAUCUAGAAGAGCUGCAGCAAUCAUUUGAUGAUAUAAGCCUUGAAUAAAAAACUAUUUUUUUAUAAAUACAUUAAUACUGGAAAUAUGCUGGCAUUUUCAGUACAUGUUAAGAU